Molecule: messenger RNA, 483 nt
Organism: Purpureocillium lilacinum
Lineage: Eukaryota; Fungi; Ascomycota; Sordariomycetes; Hypocreales; Ophiocordycipitaceae
Source: RefSeq, a predicted model, not a curated record
AUGGCACCACCAAACGAGGAUCAAAAGGACGAGGAGCGCAAGCCCCUCAACAACGAGGGAGGCGACGACUCCGAGUUUGAGGACGCCGAGGGCGAGGGCGGCAACGAUGACGGCCCCGAGCUGAGCCACGGCACCACCGAGGAGGAGGAGCCGGAGCAGCCCCCGACCCCCAAGAAGAAGCCGGCGCGGCAGGCCACCAAGACGGCGCAGAAGAAGAAGCCCCGGAAGCAGAUGAACGACCCGUGGGCCGACGAGGACGUCGACAACAAGCAGAUGGCGCGCCAGCAGCCGCAGCAGCAGUACCAGCAGCAGCCGCAGCAGCAGCAGAUGCAGCAGAUGCCGCCUCAGAUGAUGAUGAACGCCCAGAAGGACGAGAAGAAGAACCCGCUGAAGCUGCGCCUCGACCUCAACCUCGACGUCGAGAUUGAGCUGCGAGCCAAGAUCCACGGCGACGUUACCCUGGCCCUCCUUGACAUGGGCUAA